CGAUUGCAACGAUAAGGGUUAAAUAGGGUGGCAUAUGGUUCUCGGACUGACAAAGCCAUUUCAUUUGCUAUUUUUUGCUUUGCAGAAAUGAGCGGAAGCAUCCGAGAGAGCAAAGAAAGUAUAUUCACGUACGGCACUGAUACCCCGGCAAAUCACCGCGUAAGCCUGUAUGUGGCCGGCGUGUGCGCCUGCUUGCUCAUCUUGAUUACCACCGUACUUGUGGUGAUCCCAGACGACCUUUACAGUUCCAACCCCAGCCUGGAGACCGAUCCAAAACCUCCAUCCGUGCGGUCACUUGAUUCCCUGCGACCGUCCAUUGCAGGCUGGCCCGAUGUUGGCGGUUCUUGCGAGCUCGAGAGCAAAAAUAAUUCGGAAAAUUGCAAAGUGGUUUGCCGAGAUAUCGGUCAAAGCGGUAACGAUGAAUUUCAACCUGGAGACUUUAUACAACAGCAAGUAGCUGAAAUGUACAUAAACCAAUCGGUUUCUGAAUCCUGCUAUCUGGCGCCAAUUUGGCAGAUGUCGAUUAUUGACACGUAUUUUCCUCACAACACAAUAGCAUCCAAUUGGUUUGUAACGACGAUUAAAACUUCUUUCCCGGGGAUAUCUUCGUUGGAAAUUCAGGAUUGUUAUGGAUUGAACAAGAUUGAAGACAGUGCUUUUGCGAAUUUCCCGUUUGGCACCAACCUUACACAACUGACCCUUUCCCAGAAUAUGGCUCUCAAACAUUAUACCGCUGGAAUCGCAGGAGGAUUGACGGCUCUCACUGCAUUCAACCUGCGUGGAAAUGGCGUUAUGAUGUCGGUGGAUGAGCAUAUAUUAGACCCCUUCAAGUAUUCUCUCCAGGUUUUUGAGAUACAAGGCGGAAUAAAUGAAGCACAGCUCCUAGAAAAAAUGAUCGGCCCUUCUCAAGGCUACUUGAAUUCACUGGUGCUUGUCGACCUCUCAUACAACUCUGCUGGAGAAGGCAUGCAUCGGCUUAGUGCUAACCAAUUAGGUGCACUGAAUAUGGUAGAGAGUCUGACUAUACGCCGUUCUGGCGUUCUCACAAUUGAUGUGGAUACAUUCAACACAAUAUCUGGGAAACUGAAUAUUCUCGAUUUGAAGGAAAACCAGCUAAAAACAAUUCAAAACGGAACGUUUGAUGCUAUGAAGAGCUCUGGCAGAAAAGUCUCGUUAACUUUGAAAGAGCCAGCGUCGCAAAGAGGCAAACCCCUUCUGGAGGCGGAUAUGACCACCGCAUGCCCCGAGGUUACUACAACGCUGACCCCCACAAGCACCACAAAUACGAGGCCAACCACGACAGCUCCUCCUGAACUGGCUGAAUUUGAGUGCAAAUCAUUUGCGUCCCAAACAUACGGUCUGGCAGAAAAGAAAUCUACUGUCGAGAGGAAGCACAAUUAUAUCAAUUUUACUAUCAAAGAACUACCAGAUGACGGGAAGGGAAAGCCUAAGGUGGUUAUUAUAUCAAAUGAUAGCAUGGAGCAGGGUCUGACCCUAGUUUGGCACGACGUUCAAGAUAUCUCCAGCUUGAAUUGCGCAGAAAACUUCAGUAAAGAGUACGCAGUAGAAAACUUGACACGAGAGAAAACGUAUGUCUUCUGCCUGGUUGAAGGAAAAAGAAUUGAAACACCCUCGCAGUGCAAAGGUGUCACUAUCAAGCCAGCGUGGGAGUCCAGAGCAUGGUUCACCAACAAAAGUAUGCCUAUGUGGAUCGGAAUUUUCGUUGUCAUCGCAAUCGCCUGUGCGUUGGUCGGGGCUUUCAGCGUCAUUCUUGCCUUCUGGCGGAAACCGACUUUACUCGCGCUCCACAGCAGAGUAGUCAAGGUGAGGACCUCCAAGACGGAAGCCGUGGUCAUGCCAAAACAAAGCAAAAAGAAUAAAACGGAGCCGCAAGCGGACAACGCUUCAAUUCAUAGUGAUCCAAGUUAUGUCACGGUCAGGAGGGCCAAUCGAGUUAGUUUGGUAGCGUUUCGAUUUCGCGAAUGGCUGCGGAAAGUGGAGAACGGAGAGAUAAGCCCUAAAGAUCCAUACACAAUCGACAUUUGCAACACCGGGUGUAAUAGAGAGCAUGAUAACUGCGCUAACGAGAGCGGGAUUAAAACUGAAUCGUCUAUAUCGAAUCUUUAA
Cloeon dipterum is the source of this 2127-nucleotide messenger RNA. RefSeq lists its product as uncharacterized. Bases 88 to 2127 code for a protein of 679 amino acids. The transcript has 5 exons. The record is from RefSeq and is a predicted model, not a curated record. NCBI's taxonomy places the organism in Eukaryota, Metazoa, Arthropoda, Insecta, Ephemeroptera, Baetidae.